This is a messenger RNA of Plectropomus leopardus (leopard coralgrouper), 1590 nucleotides long. Lineage: Eukaryota; Metazoa; Chordata; Actinopteri; Perciformes; Serranidae. The record is from RefSeq and is a predicted model, not a curated record.
UGGUCCUUUUUGGCUUUUGUAGAUUUUUUUGUUUAUCUCCUGAUGUUUCUGUGAUUUGCAGAAGGCUUGGAGAGAUAAGAUUACUAAGCCCUAUGAGGACUAUCAAUGUGGACCUUGUCAAAACUCAAUAAAAAGAAAAUUAAAAAAAGAAGAAGAAGGAAAUCCAAACACAAGCAGACUGUGGCUAAGGUGGUCCCCAAUGUGCACGUUAAUGUUUAUUGAUUUUUGAACUGUAACUGCACAGUGUGCUCCGUAUUCUCCAUAAGGCAUCUCAAAAAAAAAAAACAGACAAAAAAAAAUCUAAUAAGAAUAAUUAAAUAAAUAAAUAAAAAUGAAAAAUAAUUAGAAUAAAGAGAAAAUAAAGGGGGAAAAAACACCAAGUUCUCUCAAACAGACCAUCAUUACCCUUCACUCGUGCCAUUAGUCUUUCGUGGUGCCACUGCGUGACUGGGGAGGUUUGUCACUUAUCCACUGCUUUAAAAGCGAGGAGAAGGAGUUUGUCCUAUAGUUUGAAGCCAUAUUUACUCAGGGACAAUGUUUUGGAUGGCAAGCUAAGUAUGAAGAGGCCUCUUUGGUUAUUUUUAGUGAACAUUUUUGCUCACUUCCUGUGCAAUAUUACUCCAGAAUUUUAGAGCUCUCUUGACUUAGUGCAGUCCCAUGAAUGAGUCCAGUUUUUCCUGAUUUUCUCUGCAGUUCCUUAGAACGUGUGCAGACGUCUUCAGACUUCUUCCCUUCCUGGUGUUCAUCAUUGUCCCCUUCAUGGAGUUCCUGCUUCCCGUAGCACUGAAACUGUUCCCCAACAUGCUGCCGUCCACCUUCGAGACAAAGACAAAGAAGGAGGAGAGGUUGAAAACGGAGCUGAGGGUCAAACUGGAGAUGGCCAAGUUCUUGCAGGACACCAUCGAGGAGAUCGCCCUGCGAAACAAAGCUGCCCAGAGCAACGUGACGGAGGAGUUCUCCAACUUCUUCCAGAAGAUACGGGACUCUGGGGAACGUCCCAGUAAUGAGCAGAUCAUCAAAUUCUCCAAACUGUUCGAGGACGAGCUGACUCUGGACAACCUGACCCGACCUCAGCUGGUGGCUCUGUGCCGUCUCCUGGAGCUCCAGUCCAUCGGGACCAACAACUUCCUGCGCUUCCAGCUCAUCAUGAAGCUGAGGGCCAUCCGCGCAGACGACAAGCUGAUCGCGGAGGAAGGCGUGGAGAGUCUGAACGUGAACGAGGUGCAGGCAGCCUGUCGCGUCAGAGGGAUGAGAUCUCUUGGAGUCACAGAAGAUCGACUGAGAGAGCAACUCGGCCAGUGGCUGGAGCUGCAUCUGAACCAGCAGAUCCCCACGUCCCUGCUGCUGCUGUCCCGAGCCAUGUACCUCCCCGACACCCUGUCCCCCGCCGACCAGCUGAAGACGACACUGCAGACGCUGCCUGAGAUUGUGACUAAGGAGGCCCAGUUGAUGGUGGCAGAGAUGGAGCUCUCCAAAGUGGACAAUAAAGCCAAGCUGGAGACCACAUUACAGGAGGAGGCGGCCAUACGCCAGGACAACAAGGACAGGGAGAUGGAGAGGUUGGCGGACGCUGCAGAGAAGGCUGCCAGG